AGAUUGGUGUAUAGUAUUUGCCAAAAUUCUACUUUAUCAUUAUUAUAUGUUUUUAUUUUGAAAUAUUUUCUGUCGCAAUUCCACUUGAAUAAUUCGAAAUUUAUCAUCUCUAGCACUUUGACACUAUUCAGUGUUGGUAAGAUGCUGACAGAAAUUUGUAAAAAAUCAUUUAUAAUUGGCGUAACUUUGUGCCGGUAUCGCGUUAAAUCUAAUUUCACACAUUUACGCACAAUUUGCAAUUUAAAUAUGAAACUGGCUCCAACUGUGAAAUUGAACAAUGGCUAUGAAAUGCCAGUUCUGGGCUUGGGCACGUAUGAGUUGAAAAAAUCGAAAUGUGAAAAUGCAGUGCGUUAUGCAUUGGAGACGGGCUACCGUCACAUCGAUACGGCUUAUCUUUACCGCAACGAGGCUUUAAUCGGUAAAGUUCUCAGUGAAGAGAUCUUAGCUGGAAAAAUAAAGCGGGAUCAGGUGUUUCUAGUUACCAAGCUUUGGGACAUUUAUCAUGAACCCUUUCGUGUGCUUGAAGCUUGCCGAAUGCAAUUGAGGCUACUUAAUGUGCAAUAUAUUGAUCUUUAUCUCAUGCACUCACCGGUGAGCGUUCACUAUCUGAGUGAUGAGGAUCUAAUGCCUCAUAGGAAUGAAGAAUUAUGGACCAACAAUGUGGACUAUUUGGAUACUUAUAGAGCUAUGGAGAAACUAGUGGAAAUGGGUCUAGUCCGUAGUCUUGGCGUUUCAAAUUUUAAUUUAACGCAAUUGCAACGUUUGAUUGACAAUUGUCAUAUUAAGCCCGUGGCAUUACAAAUCGAAUGUCAUAUUGAAUUGAUCCAAUGGCCCUUGCUAAAGUUUUGUGAAAAAGAAAACAUAGUGGUUACAGCCUACUCCCCCUUGGGUCGUCCGAAAUCAAGUAAACCUCUGCCCGACUACUAUACGGACUAUCAAAUUUUGGAAAUCUCAAAGAAAUAUGCAAAGUCGCCCGCACAAAUCGUUAUAAGAUAUUUGGUGGACAUAGGUCUAAUACCAAUACCCAAGGCAGCCCAAACUAAUCAUUUGUAUGAGAAUUUGCAAAUUUUUGACUUUACUCUGUCGGUGUCGGAAAGACAGCAAUUGGAAAAAUGGAAUAAAGGCUUGAGAAUCUGGAAAUUUGAGAAGGCCAAAUAUCAUCAAUAUUAUCCAUAUUAGAUAAAUUAUAUAUAU
Molecule: messenger RNA, 1194 nt
Organism: Drosophila willistoni
Lineage: Eukaryota; Metazoa; Arthropoda; Insecta; Diptera; Drosophilidae
Product: 1,5-anhydro-D-fructose reductase
Exons: 5
Coding region: 142-1179 (345 amino acids)
Cellular component (GO): cytosol
Molecular function (GO): aldose reductase (NADPH) activity
Source: RefSeq, a predicted model, not a curated record